AUGAGUCUCAUAUGGAAGGCCUUCAGGCAUAAGGUGUUGACUCGGUUGAGUGAUAUGCUGGGCCUCCGCAGAGCCGUGGUGGUGAACACUUGGGAAGUUGCCAAGGAGUGCCUCACCACCAACAACCGGGCAUUCGCCACCAGGCCCAAGUCUAUGAGCUUGGAGAUACUGACCUACAUCUAUGUGAUGAUUGGGCUUCUAAGGAAAGUCCGUGAGUUUGAGGUCCUCGCGUUGGCGAGGGACAUAUGUGAGGAAUACCGAAGAAAGAUCAUUUGUAGCACCGGCGAUUCGAGGGCUGAACCAGCAUCAUCAUUACUUGUGGACAUGAAAAGGUGGUUUGGGGACUUGACUGCGAACAUAAUGUUCAGCAUGACCCUGGGGAAGCGGUUUAAUGACAGUGGCGAAGGCGACGAGGAGGGGAGGAAGGCCUUAAGGGACUGGGUUGGAGCUCAUAGGGAAAUUUGUGGUGUCCGACGGGCUCCCCUUCCUCAGGUGGCUCGACUUGGGCGGCCAUGGGAAGGCCAUGAAGAGGACUGCGUCGGAGUUCGACCGGGUGGUGUAACGGUGGUUGGAUGA
Molecule: messenger RNA, 576 nt
Organism: Punica granatum (pomegranate)
Lineage: Eukaryota; Viridiplantae; Streptophyta; Magnoliopsida; Myrtales; Lythraceae
Source: RefSeq, a predicted model, not a curated record